This is a messenger RNA of Aspergillus brunneoviolaceus CBS 621.78, 1305 nucleotides long. RefSeq names its product putative cell wall glucanase (Utr2) (gene utr2). Gene Ontology annotation, molecular function: glycosyltransferase activity; hydrolase activity, hydrolyzing O-glycosyl compounds. The transcript has 3 exons. Gene Ontology annotation, biological process: carbohydrate metabolic process; fungal-type cell wall organization. NCBI's taxonomy places the organism in Eukaryota, Fungi, Ascomycota, Eurotiomycetes, Eurotiales, Aspergillaceae. Gene Ontology annotation, cellular component: fungal-type cell wall. The record is from RefSeq and is a predicted model, not a curated record. Bases 1 to 1305 code for a protein of 434 amino acids.
AUGCACAUCGUAUCCUCCCUAUUUUUGGCCUCUUUGGCCGCCACAUCCGCCUUGGCUUCCGCUCCCACAUGCAGCACCAGCUCGCAAUGUCCUGAGGAGUACCCCUGCUGUUCGCAGUACGGUGAAUGUGGUACCGGCGCUUACUGUCUGGGUGGAUGCGAUCCACUUUCGUCUUACUCCCUCGACUCCUGCGUUUCCGAGCCCGUGUGUCAGAGUAGGACCUACACGUGGGAGAACCUGGACAACUCCGCCUUGAACACCAAGUACCUCGGAAAUUCUUCCGAGACCGACUGGGUCUACAGCGGUUACCCUAAGAUCGAGGACGGGAAUCUUCUAUUGACAAUGCCCAAGAACACCGUGGGCAGUCUGUUCGCCAACAACCACUACGUCUGGUAUGGAAAGAUUUCUGGCAAGGUCAAGAGCAGCCGGGGUAAAGGUGUUGUCACCGCCUUCAUCCUGCUGUCUGAUGUCAAGGACGAGAUCGACUUCGAGUUUGUCGGUUCCGACCUCGCUAACGUCCAGACCAACUACUACUGGCAGGGUGUUUUGGAUUACAACAACGGAGGAAAGUCCGCUGUUAACGGCAGUGAUACUUUCGACGAUUGGCAUGACUACGAGAUUGAUUGGACCGAAGAUGCUAUCACCUGGUCUGUGGACGGUCAGGUCACUCGCACCCUGACCAAGGAGUCCACCUACAAUGCAACUUCCAAGACCUACAAAUACCCUCAAACACCUUCCCGAAUGCAGCUGUCAUUGUGGCCUGCAGGCCAAGCCAGCAAUGCGGAGGGAACAAUCCAGUGGGCUGGCGGUGAGAUCGACUGGGACAGCGAGGAUAUCAAGGACAAGGGAUACUACUACGCCACCUUCGGAGACAUCACGGUUGAGUGCUACGAUGCCCCGAACGGCACGGUCUCGAAAGGCGACAAGUCUUACGCCUUUGUCAAUGAGGAAGGACUCGAGAGCUCGGUUGUGAUUACCGACAACAGUACCGUUCUUGCCUCUUUUGGCGCUACGGGCCUGGAUAUGGAUCUCGGUAGCAGCAGCACUACCAACACCACGGGCGACAACAGCACGGUCCCCGAAAACCGUGGAGGCUCGGGCAAUGAGCCCGGAGCCACGAGCUCAAGCACCGGCACCGGCACCGGCACUGGCACCAGCAGUGGUAGCUCAAGCGAUUCGACGGGUUUCAGCCAGGGUACCUCAACCGACACUAGCUCCAACGGCGUCGCCUCUCAAAAUGAGCGUGUUCUGAGAGGCUCGUUCUUUGCCGCAUUGGUGGCAAUUGUCGUUUCGGUCACUCUAUAA